CGGAAGUGAAGCGGAAGCCAUUGCUCUCGGGAGGCGAGUGCGGCUCUACACAUGGGCAGGGGAGGGGUCCGCCACGGCUUCCUCAGGGCUGUUGGGGAUCCUCCGCUUCCCCGCCACAGACCGGACCUGCUGUAUGAACUCGGCGUCCCCUCGGCGGCAGCUUCCGUGACCUCCACUGCACCUGAUUCUACCCUCAGCCUUAUGCUUGCUGGAAGAAUUCCGUGACAGCAAGAGGGAAGCUUCCUGCUGCCAGUCCCCUGUUGUUUAGGCAGAUUGACUGUCAUUCUCACAGAAUGGCAGCUCUUGGUCUGUCUCCCACAUGUGCUGUGUCCACCCGGGACCCUGCCUAUAUCCAUGAGUCAGAAAUUCCUCCUUCGUCAGAAGACCAUUCCUCUUCUCAGGACAUGGACUUGUUUGUUUGCAAUGGCCUGGAACCUUCUAUGCCAGCCAGUGUUGGUUCUCAGGAGUCAGUGACUUUCCAGGAUGUUGCUGUGGACUUCACUGAGAAGGAAUGGCCCUUGCUGGAUUCUUCUCAGAGAAAACUGUACAAAGAUGUGAUGUUGGAGAACUAUAGCAACCUUGCCUCAGUGGGGUAUCAGGUGGGCAAACCCAGCCUCAUCUCCCACUUGGAGCAAGAAGAGGAGCUGAGGACAGAGGAGAGGGAACUGCACCAAGCCACAUCUCCCGAUUGGGAGACUCCAUCUAAAAGCAAAUGGUCCAUUCUCAUGGAAGAUAUUUUUGGGAAGGAAACAUCCAGUGGUGUGACAGUGGAAAGAACACAUCUUGGAGAUAAACCCACUGAGUACACUCACCUGUUUGAAGUCUUUAGCAUGGGCACUCAUCUUACUCAGCAGAUGGGAAGGCACGCUGGCAAGAGGCCCUAUCACCGCCGGGACUGUGGGGCAGCUUUCAAGAACAGGUCACAUCUAGCCCAACAUGUGAGCAUUUACAAUGGCAGGAAAAUGCAUGAAUGUCAUCAGUGCCAAAAAGCCUUCACCACGAGUGCGUCCCUCACACGGCACAGGAGAAUACACACUGGGGAGAAACCCUAUGAAUGCAGCGCCUGUGGGAAAGCCUUCAAUGAUCCCUCUGCCCUCAGGAGUCACGCGAGAACUCACCUCACAGAGAAGCCCUUUGACUGCAGUCAGUGUGGAAAUGCCUUCCGAACCCUCUCCUCCCUGAAGAUACACAUGAGAGUUCACACUGGGGAGAGACCUUACAAGUGUGAUGAGUGUGGGAAGGCGUAUGGCAGGAGCUGCCACCUCAUUGCACACAAACGAACGCACACAGGAGAGAGACCAUACGAAUGCCACGACUGUGGGAAAGCUUUCCAGCAUCCCUCACAUCUCAAAGAGCAUGUCCGGAAUCACACUGGAGAGAAACCAUAUGAAUGCACACAGUGUGGAAAAGCCUUCCGAUGGAAGUCUAACUUCAAUUUGCACAAGAAGAACCACAUGGUAGAGAAAACAUAUGAAUGUAAAGAAUGUGGGAAAUCCUUUGGUGAUCUCUUAUCACGGAGAAAACACAUGAGAAUUCAUAUUGUAAAGAAACCCAUUGAAUGUAGACAGUGUGGGAAAGCAUUCCGAAACCAGUCCAUCCUUAAGACACACAUGAAUUCUCACACUGGAGAGAAGCCCUAUGGGUGUGAUCUAUGUGGGAAAGCCUUCAGCGCAAGCUCAAACCUGACCACACACAGGAAAAUACACACUCAAGAGAGACGCUACGAAUGUGCUGCCUGUGGGAAAGUGUUUGGGGAUUAUUUAUCCCGGAGGAGGCACAUGAGCAUUCAUCUUGUAAAGAAACGUGUUGAAUGUAGGCAGUGUGGGAAAGCCUUCAGAAACCAGUCGACCCUCAAGACACACAUGAGAAGUCAUACAGGAGAGAAGCCGUAUGAGUGUGAUCAUUGUGGGAAAGCCUUCAGCAUAGGCUCAAACCUUAAUGUGCAUAGGAGGAUACACACUGGGGAGAAACCCUACGAAUGCCUGGCCUGUGGGAAAGCCUUCAGUGACCAUUCAUCCCUUCGGAGUCAUGUGAAGACUCAUCGAGGAGAGAAGCUCUUUGUGUCAUCUGUGUGGAAGAGGCUCCAGUAAUGCAUCUUUAAGAGAAACGAGAUCUCAGACUGGGAGGAAGCCUUCUUGGUGUAUGGAAGGCAGGAGCACUUAGAUGAACUCAACUGUACACAAACCAGUACAUGUAACUGGAGAAAUCCAGUUUGUGUAAUGGCUGGGAAGGACUUGUUUUUCACAAGUGGGGAUUUGUGAGAAAUGGCUAGGGGCAAAAACACACUUGUGGUAUGCAGAAACCAUCAGUGUACAUUCAACUCUUUAAAAGGACAACUUUAGGGAAAGAAACCAUAGCUUGGUGUUUAAUGUCAAGAUGACUUUAGCGCCACCUGGCACCUUCUGGGCAUAUGAGUAAGCACACUAGAGAGAAUCUGUAAAUUCACCCUUUGGGCAAACCUUUACUGGUCUCACCCUGUAUUCUCCAUGAAAGAGAUCAUACAAAAGAGAAAAACUUAUAAAGUAGGAAAGUUUGUAACAGAGGUCAGCAAACAAGCCAACUGUCUAUUUUUGUAUGGCUUGCAAGUUAAGAAUAGUUGUUAAAUUUUUAAGGAAGAAGAACGUGUGACACCCCACAUGCAACUCACAAUGUCUAAAAUAAUUAACUUUUUGGCCCUUUACAGAAAAAUUUGGCCAACCCCUGGUCUGCAGCAGCAGUUGCUAACCAGGGAUGAUUUAGCUUCUCUGGAGACAUUUUUGGUUGUUAAAACUGGGGGGGAGAUGCUACUGACACAUAAUAAUGCACAGGAGCCCCUGCAGCAAAGAAUGAUGUGGCCCAAAAUGUCAAUAUUGCUGAGGUUGAGAACCUUAGCCUAGGACAAUCCAUCAGUUUUUGUGAGACCUCACUCACACUAGGAGAGGUUUCUGUUUCAAACUUUGGAAGUAUAAUCAGUAUGAUUCUUUCAGGAAACGUGAGAACCCACACUGUACACAGUUCCCAUAUGGGGAUGAUUUUAGCCACAGCCCGCUUUCUUAGGCUUAUGAGAAUUCAUACCCUGAUGGAAUUUUCUAGUAAACAUGAAAUUGCAUUUGUCAGUCUUUAAUCAUGAAAACAGACCCUAGCUCAUUACAUUAUAGUCUCUAUUUUUAAGAUUAUGCUCCCCUAAAUAAUGCUUAGGCUUCAUCACAGAAGGCUUGUAUAUAGUAUUUUUAUUAUAAUUUCAUUCCUGAUAUGUGUAUUAAUUUCCUUUUGGAUAACUUACUUGACCAGUGGACUGUUUAGAAUUAUGUUACAUACUAUGUAACGUGGAUAUUUUUAAUAUCUGUUUGUUACAAGUGUCUAAUUUAAGUGCUUUGGAUCAGCGCAUGAUGUCUUCCAUCAGAUGGAUCCUCUGGGACGUUCUCGGUCUCCUGUCCAGCCAAGAGUGAUGUAAACCUCUCAUUGCUCUCCCACUAUCUCUUUCAUGUCAAGAAAAUCCCAAGUUUUUUCAGAUUACUAAAGUAUGCUGUUUUUAAAAGUCUCUUCAGAGUUUUCUGCAGCUAGUACAGUCUUUGUCUUAUGUGUAGCCUGGCUGUUGACAGAUAAGCAGAUGUCACUGUGUGAGCUAUGAGAAGAAAGUACUUGAAAAGGGAUUAUAACCUAGAUUCUUCUACGUGUUUUGUUUUUGCUCUUUGCCCUACUUCACAUCUUGCAAGGAGAUAAGUACCUAGUGUUAAAAGAUCCAUCUGUGACUAUAAGGAUGCAAGCCACAGGCUAAAGAGGAUCCUGCAGAAAAGGCAUAAGGAUCCUGGCCUCCCCAGUAGCUUCUUUGUCUACAGUAGCCAUGAAUUUGUUAUUUUCAGACUUCCUAUUACAUGAGAAAAAAAUAAAACAUUAUUGGCGUAAGUGGC
This is a messenger RNA of Canis lupus familiaris (dog), 3890 nucleotides long. RefSeq names its product zinc finger protein 317 (gene ZNF317). Lineage: Eukaryota; Metazoa; Chordata; Mammalia; Carnivora; Canidae. The record is from RefSeq and is a predicted model, not a curated record. Bases 294 to 2090 code for a protein of 598 amino acids. Gene Ontology annotation, biological process: regulation of cytokine production; negative regulation of transcription by RNA polymerase II; regulation of immune system process. The transcript has 7 exons.